Molecule: messenger RNA, 2114 nt
Organism: Mytilus californianus (California mussel)
Lineage: Eukaryota; Metazoa; Mollusca; Bivalvia; Mytilida; Mytilidae
Product: U3 small nucleolar ribonucleoprotein protein MPP10-like
Exons: 11
Coding region: 37-2106 (689 amino acids)
Biological process (GO): rRNA processing
Cellular component (GO): small-subunit processome; sno(s)RNA-containing ribonucleoprotein complex; nucleus
Source: RefSeq, a predicted model, not a curated record
CAUUCGGAAGUAUUGCGUUCCGAAUGCAAAGUCAGCAUGGAUCAUAGAAGUUUGACCACCGCAUUGAAAGAGUUUUCAUCAUUGACUUCAAAACUCGAGGACUUUUUAAGUUGCAAUAAUAAGAGUCAUGACAGAUUUAAGACCUCAACAAAACUUAUCUAUGACUUUUGUAAGAAUUGUGAAAGUAAUCGUUUACAAGACCAAGCAUUACCAGAACUGAUUAUUAAACAUUUUGACAAUGAACAAAUUUGGCAAGAGCUGGAGUUACAAAAUAAUUCCUUAGUUGAUAAUCUAUUAGGAAAUGUGGCUGGACUUUUGACUGGGAAACAGUCAGUAAACUUUCUGACAAAAGAUACAGGUAAAGAAGUCAGAAAAGAAAAUGAAAAGACUCGAAAAAAAGAUAAAAAUUCAGAAAAAGAUGUUGAAGAUGAGGCUGAUGAUACAGAUGAAGAAAUAGAUAAAAUAAAAUCAAGAUUAGAAGGAUCUGAAGAUGAAAUUGAUGAAGGUGAUGAAUCAGAUGAAAAUGAGGAUGUUGAUUUUGAUUUUAAUUCCAUUAACCCUCUUCAGAAUAAUGAAGAUGAUGAAAGUGUUGAUGAGAAAGAUACACAUAUUGACUCAGACUCUGAUAGCGAUAAAAAAAAGAAAAAGAAAAGUUCUGUUAAAAAAUCUGGUAAAGUUAGUAUUGUUGAUGAUCAGUUUUUCAAGUUGGCAGAAAUGGAGGCUUUCCUUGAACAGGAAGAUGCAAAGGAAAUGAGACGACAGAAGAGAGAGGAAAAGGGAGAUGAUAAUGACAAGAACAUUUCAUCAGAAGAUGAAGACAUUGACAUGUUUGCCAAUCUGUCUUCAGAUGAUCAGGAGGAAGAAGCUAAAUACAAGGACUUUUUUGAUCCACCAGAUGAUGUAGAAUCUGAGAAACAGAAAAAGGUCAAAUUCAAGAACAUUAAAAGCAAAAAACCAGAUGAUGAAAAUGAUGAAGGAGAUGAAGCAGAAGAUGAAAGUGAUGAAAAUAGUGAUGAAGAUGAUAACAGUUUGCAGCAGACACACAAAUCUGGAUUGUUUGAUAGUGAUAGUGAAGGAGAAGAUGUGAAUGAUGUACUUGGUAGAGCCAAACCACAAGAUAAAUCAUCUUAUGAGAAACGACAAGAAAAGCUUAAAGAAAAGAUAAAGAAGAUGGAAGAAGCAAGUUUAGGAGAUAAAACAUGGCAACUCAAAGGGGAGACAACUGGUACUGCUCGACCAGAAAACAGUUUAUUAGAAGAACAUUUGAUGUUUGAUCAUAUAGCAAAAAUACCUAAAGUAAUCACAGAAGAAAUAACAGAAACGUUGGAAAGUUUGAUUAAAAGGAGAAUAAAGGACAAGGCAUGGGAUGAUGUUGAAAGGAAAGUGAAACUUAAAGAGAAUCCAUUUGAAUACAAGAAAAGGAUAACAUUAGACCAAGAAAAAAGUAAACAAAGUCUGGGAGAGAUUUAUGAACAGGAAUAUCUAAAGCAACAACAGGCAGAAGAAGAAGAAAAAACAGAUCAAGAUCAUGAGGAAAUAAAAAAAAUGAUGCAGUCUUUAUUUAUCAAACUGGAUGCCUUGUCGAACUUCCACUACACACCUAAACCUGCAGCACCUGAAAUAAAGAUAGUGUCUAAUAUGCCAACCAUUUCCAUGGAAGAGGUAGCUCCAGUCAGUGUUAGCGAGAAUGUUAUAUUAGCUCCAGAGGAAAUUAAGGAAAAGAUGAAGGGGGAGUUGAAAGCUACGACAGAAAAAUCAGACACAGACAAAAAGAGAGAAAGAAGGACAAAGAAAAACAUGAAAAAAAAGAAACGAAAAGAGAGAAAUCAAAGGGAAAAGUUGAUAGAAAAAUUAAAUCCAGGUCUUGGAAAUAAAUAUAGCAAAGAAAAAGCUCAGAAAGAAUUGGAAAAACAGAGCAAAUCUGGGAAAGGUGUAACAAUGAUUAAGAACCAUGAUAAAAGUAAAAAGAAAUCAUCAUUGACAUCAUCCAAGUCAUUCUUUACUCAGCUACAGGAGGAAGUUACCACACAGAUUAAAUCUAAAAAGGCAGAAAAGAGAAGGAAUGAAAAUUCUGGCACUUUAGCAUCUAAAAAAUUAAAAUUAUAGACAUUUUA